Messenger RNA from Camellia sinensis, 2901 nucleotides. Its product is annotated as Class II aaRS and biotin synthetases superfamily protein. The record is from RefSeq and is a predicted model, not a curated record. Lineage: Eukaryota; Viridiplantae; Streptophyta; Magnoliopsida; Ericales; Theaceae. Gene Ontology annotation, cellular component: cytosol; mitochondrion. Gene Ontology annotation, biological process: histidyl-tRNA aminoacylation; mitochondrial translation. Gene Ontology annotation, molecular function: ATP binding; RNA binding; histidine-tRNA ligase activity.
ACCAGUUCAGAGGUUUAGAACUCGAACUCGAGCAUCACCCUCUUUCUCCCUUCUCUUAACUCUGGUUGACAUUGGUAAGUAUUGAUAUGGCGGCUGGGGGACGCGAAGUGUCUGUGAUAACGGUGGGUGGGAAAGGCGCUUAUCUGUCCUCAGCCAUAGUCUCCGCCGUCGCCAAUGGCCUCUCUCAGUCGCGAAUCGACUCAUCGGUCCUUGACAGGCUUUCCAAUCCUAAGAAUCCUCCUCGUCCUCCUCCGUCUUCCCAGUUCAAGUUUUCCCUUCUGAAGGAUCUAUCCCCUGAGGAAUCCAGAGCUGCUCUCCUCAUUCUCUUGAACAAGCUCUUGCUCUCCGGUGGUAUUCGACCCACCCUCCCUCUUCUUAUCUCCGAUGCCCUCAACAACAACAACAAUAAUAAAACCCUAGAUUUAGAUUUAGAUUUUGAUCGUGCCUUUGAUCUCACUGACGAUGAACUCUUUGUUCUGGAUAACUCAUUGUUUAUCUUGGAUGGCAUUUGCGCAAUUCUCGAUCACCAGUCCUCCACCUUGUCUGCCAUCGCCGACGCCGUGGCCGCUUUGUCUUGCGAGGCCUCUGGAGCCGACGUCUCCGCAUUUAAUAAUCUGACAGACUCUGGUGAUGCUUCCUCUGCUAAUAAGGACGAGAUUGCCGUCGCUAGUGACUUGAAGGUUUUGCUCGUUGGCUCCAAAUUGGUUGGCAAGCUCCACUCCGAUUCCGUCUCUGAGAUUCCCCAGGUCCAUGCUACUUUUAGGGAGAUUUCCAGAUUGGUGCACUCGAGGAUGCGUUCCGAAUUGAAUUCCCCUGUUGUUAAAACUACCGGUGGAACUGGCAAGGCAUUGGCCACGGUUUUCUCAUCUUUAUCUGAGGCCCUGAGGCAUUUGGGCAUGAGUAGCUGGUCCCGUGCAAAACUUAACAUUGAUGUGAUGAGUAAUGUUGAUCUCCGCUCUGGGUUGAAUGAAGUUUUCGGCAGGGAAUGCCCUAGUGUUGAUAGUUUGGGGGACUUGCUUAUGUCCUCUUCGCAAGCCGGUUUUAGAGGGCAGUACAUCAAGUUCUUUCACGAGCUUAAUAGAUUAUCAGAAAUAGUGAGCAAGAUUUUUGCAUGGGAGGCAACGACAGCUUUUAUUUCGCUCGAGGGGAAUGAACUAACAGAAAAACUUCAGGGUAAUGCCAUGAAUGGAGUUUCUGCCAAAACAGAGAAGAAGAGAGAAAAGAAAAAGAAGGUUUUAGGAAAAGGGGCUUCUGUUUUAAUGCAGUUUAUCAAGGAUAGGUUGCAGAGUGGAGUAGGUGAGGCAGUUGAUCAUUUGGGCCUACUGGAGAAAUGGACGCGUGAUCUUCUCUCAUUCUUCGACCCGAAGCACUCGGGCUUUCACAGCUUAUUGAUGAAAGUGAAAGAGCUCGUGGAAAGCAAUGAAAGUAGGAGACUUCCCAAGCUUCCCAAGGGUACUCGUGAUUUUGCAAAAGAACAGAUGGCCAUAAGGGAGAAAGCAUUCUCAAUUAUAGCCCAAGUUUUCAAGAGGCACGGUGCCAUGGCACUGGAUACUCCUGCAUUUGAAUUGAGAGAAACUUUAAUGGGAAAAUACGGGGAAGAUUCAAAGUUGAUUUAUGAUCUUGCUGAUCAGGGUGGAGAGCUUUGUUCGCUGCGGUAUGAUUUAACAGUUCCAUUUGCUAGAUAUGUGGCCAUGAAUGGUAUUACAUCAUUUAAAAGGUAUCAAAUAGCAAAGGUUUAUCGAAGAGAUAACCCAUCUAAGGGAAGAUAUCGUGAAUUCUAUCAAUGUGAUUUUGAUAUUGCUGGUCAAUAUGAGGCAAUGGGGCCAGACUUUGAGGUCAUAAAGGUUAUGACUGAACUGCUGGACGAGCUAAAUAUUGGUGAUUAUGAGGUAAAAUUGAGUCAUCGGAAGCUAUUAGAUGGCAUGCUGGAUAUUUGUGGAGUGCCACCUGAAAAAUUCAGAACUAUAUGUUCCAGUAUUGACAAGUUGGACAAGCAAUCAUUCGAGCAGGUUAAAAAAGAAAUGGUGGAAGAGAAGGGCUUAAUUGUUGAGACAGCAGAUCAAAUUGGCACUUUUGUCAAGGAAAGGGGGCAUCCUUUGGAACUUUUAUCUAAGCUUAAACAGGAAGGGAGCAAGUUCCUAGAAAACCAGGGAUCUCUUGUUGCACUGAAUGAAUUGGAGAUUCUAUUUAAAGCUCUGGAAAAGUCGAAGUGUAUUGACAAAGUGGUUUUCGAUUUGAGUCUUGCUAGAGGUCUUGAUUACUAUACUGGAGUCAUAUUUGAAGCUGUUUUUAAAGGGGCUACACAGGUUGGUUCUAUUGCUGCUGGCGGACGUUAUGACAACCUUAUAGGGAUGUUUGGUACAAAGCCGGUACCUGCAGUUGGUGUCAGUCUGGGAAUAGAACGAGUAUUUACUAUAAUGGAGCAGCUUCAGAAAGACCAGAAUCAGGCUACCCGAGCUACUGAAACUCAAGUCCUAGUGGGUAUCCUGGGAGACGACUUAUCUGUUGCAGCAGAACUGGUUAGUGAAUUGUGGAGUGCCAGAUUGAAAGCAGAGUAUAUUGUCAGUAAAAGAAUGCUGAAGCUCAUUGAACGUGCCAAAACAUCAAGGAUCCCAUGGAUGGUAAUCGUGGGUGAGCGUGAACUGAAUGAAGGGGUUGUGAAAUUGAAAGAUGUAGAGGCUGCAAAAGAAGAGGAAAUCCGCAGAGAUGUACUUGUUGAGGUGCUUCAGAGACGGUUGAGUGGCAUGUCACCUUGAAAAUCUUGUUCUCGUCGUCCAACCAGAUAAUACUCUUAAUUCAGGAUAAUAGUUUUGUCUAUACAAUUCCAUUUGGCCUACAUAUUACUCUUCUGGUUUUGUUUAUAGUAAAAAAAAACCUUUUAUACAUGAGAUUGUGGGUGGA